AUGGCAGGAGUCAUGCGACAACGAUUUGGCAUUCUGGCUGAGUCCUCAGUCAUUCCCUCAAUUACGGAGAUCUGGUUACUGAUUCUAGUUUUCUACAGGCAUAUUGGUAAGACCGGCGGGCAAAUCUUUCAUGAACUGAUGAUUCGGCACGACGUCCAUCAUAUUUUUGGCUAUCCCGGCGGCUGCGUCCUCCCGAUGUUCGACGCGAUCUACCGAGCGAAAGACUUCGGUUUCACACUUCCUCGACAUGAACAAGGUGGUGGACACAUGGCUCAGGGGUUUGCGCGAGUGACUGGGAACCCUGGAGUUUUACUGGUUACAUCUGGGCCCGGCGCGACCAAUCUCAUCACGCCGAUGGUGGAUGCCCUUGCUGACGGUACCCCGAUGGUUGUCUUCUGUGGCCAGGAAAGCACGGAAUGGAAUGCCAGCGCGCGCAAGACAGCGGAGCUCACACAAAAAAUGGAUGAGGCUUCUGAAAUCGCAACCAGUGGUCGGCAGGGUCCAGUUCUCGUGGAACUACCGCUGGAUGUGACUGCGGGCAUCCUAUCCACAGCUCCCGAGUCGGCUCCCAUGUGA
Molecule: messenger RNA, 576 nt
Organism: Penicillium argentinense
Lineage: Eukaryota; Fungi; Ascomycota; Eurotiomycetes; Eurotiales; Aspergillaceae
Exons: 4
Coding region: 1-576 (191 amino acids)
Biological process (GO): L-valine biosynthetic process
Cellular component (GO): acetolactate synthase complex; mitochondrion
Molecular function (GO): acetolactate synthase activity; flavin adenine dinucleotide binding; thiamine pyrophosphate binding
Source: RefSeq, a predicted model, not a curated record